Molecule: messenger RNA, 467 nt
Organism: Olea europaea var. sylvestris
Lineage: Eukaryota; Viridiplantae; Streptophyta; Magnoliopsida; Lamiales; Oleaceae
Product: 60S ribosomal protein L37-3
Exons: 4
Coding region: 66-353 (95 amino acids)
Biological process (GO): translation
Cellular component (GO): ribosome; cytosolic large ribosomal subunit
Molecular function (GO): structural constituent of ribosome; RNA binding
Source: RefSeq, a predicted model, not a curated record
CCAAACGCAUUUUUCUCAUUUCGAAGCUCAGCGGCCGAAACUAGGGUUUUUGCAACUUUGCAGCCAUGGGGAAGGGAACAGGGAGCUUUGGCAAGAGGAGAAACAAGACACACACGCUGUGUGUGAGGUGCGGCCGGCGAAGCUUCCACAUCCAGAAGAGCCGCUGCUCUGCCUGUGCCUAUCCUGCUGCCCGCAAGAGGACAUACAACUGGAGUGUGAAGGCCAUAAGGAGAAAGACUACUGGAACUGGACGCAUGAGGUAUCUCCGCCACGUGCCGCGCAGAUUCAAGACCAACUUCAGAGAAGGCACUCAAGCUGCACCUAGGAAAAAGGGAACAGCUGCUUCUGCUUGAGGGUAUUUCAGGAUUCAGAUUUGGAUCUUAUGUUAAAGUGUACUUCUAUUGGUAUUUUAAAUCAUUAAGGGAACAAUUGAAUUUUCUAGAACAUCGUUUGAAGCGUUUUUGCCU